AUGGACGUCUCCUCUGAAUUAUUUGACCAUGAAAAGUCUCCUACGAGUGACAAAUUCAGUCAACUAUUGGAAACAAUUAACCAGUGGCGUACUGAUAUCAAUGCCAACAUGUCAGCCAUUAGAGUCGAGUUACAUACUAGUCUUGGUGAAAUUAAAACCGAAAUUAUGACUCUCAGACAAGACUAUAUCUCACUUAAAACUACUGUCAACACCAUGGAUACCGAGUUGAAAUCCUUGAAAUAUUCAGUCCAAGUACAAUCUGAAGAGCAUAGCAGCCUUGCAAGGCGGGUCGAUGAACUAUCAAAAACUGCUGACGAGCAGACCUGCCAAGUGGUUUCACAGUUCGAGCAUAAGAUCGACGCCUUGGAACAACAAGCCAGGCAGUGCAACAUCGAAAUGUGCAACAUACCAGAGCGUCGCAACGAGGACUUGAUGGGCAUCGUCAACGCCAUAGGCGACGCUAUUAAAUCACAGGUCACUCAACGCGAUAUUGUGUCCGUCCACCGUGUCCCACACGCCCAGCAGGGAGGCAGGCAGCCUAAGAAUAUUAUCGUGAAAUUUUUAACACGUUUACAGCGAGAUAAUUUUCUGAGUAACUUCCGCAGGAUUAAGUCGUUGAGUACAGACAAAGUUGGUAUACCCGGAACUCCUUCUACAAUAUUUAUCAACGAGCACCUCACUUUGCAAAGGAAGCAGUUAUUUCGUAAAUGCCGUGAGGCCGCCAGGGAGCAUCACUUCAAGUAUGUGUGGAUUAAAAACGCCACAAUACUUAUGCGGGAGCGAGACGAUAGCCCAGCCCUCGCGGUCCGAGGAGAAGUCGACCUCACUCGGAUUUUAUCAACAAAAAACGUCUAA
Amyelois transitella is the source of this 855-nucleotide messenger RNA. RefSeq lists its product as uncharacterized. The transcript has a single exon. Bases 1 to 855 code for a protein of 284 amino acids. NCBI's taxonomy places the organism in Eukaryota, Metazoa, Arthropoda, Insecta, Lepidoptera, Pyralidae. The record is from RefSeq and is a predicted model, not a curated record.